This is a messenger RNA of Plutella xylostella (diamondback moth), 5220 nucleotides long. RefSeq lists its product as uncharacterized. Gene Ontology annotation, molecular function: nucleic acid binding. The record is from RefSeq and is a predicted model, not a curated record. Gene Ontology annotation, biological process: DNA integration. NCBI's taxonomy places the organism in Eukaryota, Metazoa, Arthropoda, Insecta, Lepidoptera, Plutellidae.
AUGCCUCCAACUCCGGAACAAGCGAGUUAUUUAACUACAUUGGAGGAUGUUGCGGCUAUGUUAACUAAAACUCAGACUAACCUUAAGAAAUGUCCUAAGGCGAGACUUACUCAGGGAUACAUUAAGGCGCGUUUACAAUGUAUUGAAGAUUAUUGGAAGACAUUCAAUGAGGCUAAUCAAAGUCUAACGAAGAUCACACCACGGGAACAACGCGGCAUAUUACCGUACUUCCUUAAUGAAGAAUAUUUCACAUAUGAAGAUCUUUACCUGUGCAUCAAGGCGGACCUGUUAGACUUGUUGAACAAAUUAGAACAGGCGAAGAGACAACCUGAGCAGCCCUCCAUGGAUACUUCAGACUUAGCAUUAUCCUGUGUGAAGUUACCUAGAAUACAAAUACCGUGUUUCUCGGGCAAAUAUGAUGAAUUUCCGACUUUUGAAGAUUUGUUUACAUCUCUCGUACACAACAGCACUUCUUUAUCUAACGUACAGAAGCUGCAUUAUUUGAAGACUAGUGUAUCGGGGGAAGCGGAAUCAUUAUUACGUCACAUCAACAUAACCGAGAGUAACUAUCAACAAGCGUGGGAUAUGCUGAAGGGUCGUUACGGAAACAAAAGAUUAGUAACAACAUCACUUCUUAAACGAUUAUUUAAUCAAAAGAAGAUCGUUAAUCAGUCUGCGCCCCAUAUCAAAUCACUGAUGGAUACGACCACUGAGUGUUUAAAUAGCCUUGAGAACCUUAGUGUAAAAACAGACUCCUGGGACCCGAUGAUAGUGUUUCUAGUGGUUCAGAAGUUAGACAUGCAAACACACAAAGAGUGGGAGGAGCAUGCUUAUAGCGAAAACACUGAUGAGCUCCCCAAAUGGAAUCAAUUACAAAAGUUUCUUCAAUCAAAAUUCCGAACAUUAGAAAUGAUCGCUCCUACGUCACAAACAACAACAAAAGAUAGAGUGACCCCACACAAAUCAUUCCACGUUAUGACAAAUCACAAGGAAGAGAGUAACGCUCGCUGCGACAAUAUAAAACCAAACACGCAAGUUUCAUGUACCUUCUGCAACGGAACCCACUACCUGUACAAUUGUAAAGAGUUCUCUAAACUGACAGUUGAAGAUAGACAUCAAUUCGUACAGAAAAGUAACUUGUGCUUCAACUGCCUCAUUCCAAACCACACUGUGUUCCGGUGCAAACAAAGAACGUCUUGUAGAAUUUGUAGAAGAAAACAUCACUCACUGCUACAUAAAGAAAAUAGAACAAAUAUAGAAAAUAACAACACACCAAGUAGAACAGAGACAACUGAAAGUCAAGAAGAUACAGAUAACAACAUUACGUCACACUACUCAAGACAAGAAACAACUAACAGAACAGUUUUGUUAGCUACAGCACUGAUAGACGUGGUAUCAAGUUCUGGAGAGUCACACGUCUUCCGUGCGCUCAUCGAUCAAGGUUCAGAGGCUUCCUUUGUGACAGCACGAGCCUCAGAGUUGUUGGGACUUAAGAAAACAAAAAUCAAUGGCACAGUAUCUGGUGUGGGAGAAAGAAAACAUGAACUCAAGCACAAAGUCAGUCUGUCAGUGUUAUCUGAAUCCAAACUGCCUAUCCCUGUCGAUGCCUACGUUCUGAAAACGAUAUCAUCUACGCUUCCAGCAAAGAAAGUUAACAUAAACUGGCCUGAACUAAAAUCACUGAAGUUGGCUGAUCCUACAUGCCAUGUACCGGGUAAAAUUGACAUACUACUCGGUGCUGACAUAUUUUCAAGCAUCAUAGAAGAAGGAUUAGUCAGAUUACAAGAUGGACUUAUAGCACAAAAGACGUGUCUUGGGUGGAUAUUGUCAGGAAGAACAAACAAUACACAAGGAACACAUCCCAAAAUAACAAGUUUAUUAGUAAGAGAAAACAAUGAUUUAUUGAGACAGUUUUGGGAAAUAGAAACAGACUUAUACAACAAAAAGAAGAUCCUGACAAAAGAAGAAGAAGAGUGUGAAACAAUAUACAAAAAUACAACAAAGAGAGAUGAAGACGGUAGAUAUAUUGUGCACCUACCAUUAAAACAAACAAUAGAAGAAACGAUACAAACGGUAGGAGACACAAAACAACAAGCAAUCAAAAGAUUUAUACAAUUAGAAAGAAAACUUGAGAGAAACAAGAACCUGAAAGAACAAUACAAGAAAGUGAUAGAUGAGUAUAUUGAUAUGAAUCAUAUGAAAAAGAUUGAAAAUGAAGAAGACAACAAACUAAUAUACUUACCACACCACGCAGUAAUCAGAGAUGAUAAAGAUACAACCAAGGUCCGAGUGGUAUUUGAUGCCUCGGCUAAGGGAUCCAAUGGACAAUCGUUGAAUGAAACCAUGAUGGUUGGACCAGUAUUACAACCUGACCUGCGCAGCCUCAUUAUAAGUUGGAGAAAACACAAGGUUUGCGUAGUGGGUGAUAUAGUGAAAAUGUACAGAAUGGUGAAGACUGCAGAUGAUUUCACAAAUUUGCAAUGCAUUGUGUGGAGAGACAACCCAGAUGAAGAUAUAGAAAGCUACAAACUCACGAGAGUCACAUUUGGUACGGCUGCAGCCCCAUACCUUGCAGUACGUACAUUGAACCAACUAGCUGAUGAUGAAGGUCACGAACAUCCAGAAUACACAGCUGCGACGAAUGCUAUAAAGAAUUGCUUCUACAUGGAUGAUCUAAUGACAGGACAUGAUGAUGUCGAAGAAGCAAAACAGUUAUGCCAAAAUAUCAAGGAGAUAUUGAGAAAGGGAGGAUUCAUAAUGCAGAAGUGGUCAAGUAAUGAAGAAGAAUUACUAAAAUUUCUAAAAGAAGGAGAUGAUACGAAAGACACAAUAGAAAUAAAGCUUGACAAAGUUAUAAGAAUUCUUGGUCUGACAUGGGAUAGAAAGAAUGACAACUUCAAUGUCACAGUCAACUUACCUGAUGCACCCCAUCCAAUAACGAAGAGAUCCAUUCUCUCAGAUGUUGCUCGUCUAUUUGAUCCAUUCGGUUGGGUUUCACCAGUCGUCAUCACAGCCAAGAUAAUGAUACAAAGAUUGUGGCUUAGCAAUCUCAGUUGGGAUGAUGAACUGCCCGUUGACUUGUGUGAAGAAUGGCUAAAAUACAGAGAAGAUCUUACUGACCUGCGAAUGAUCGAAAUCCCACGUUGGCUGCAAACAACUCCUCGCUGUAAAGAAGUCCAGAUCCACGGGUUCGCUGAUGCAUCCAGCUCAGCAUAUGCUGCAGUAACUUACCUCAGAGUGGUUGAUGAACAUGACGUCGUACAUGUCACGAUGAUAGCAUCCCGAACGAAGGUGGCUCCUAUAAAACAACUAUCAAUUCCAAGAUUGGAACUAUGUGCUGCUGUGAUGUUGUCUGAACAGAUAGCUGAUGUGUCACAAUUAUUAGAAGUGUCACAAGGCAACAUAUUUGCAUACACCGAUUCCAUGGUUGUACUAGCGUGGCUCCAAGCUCAUCCAAAUCGCUGGAAAACAUUUGUCGCUAAUAGAGUCGCAGAGAUUCUAAGAAUUAUAGACAAUGAAAGAUGGAGACAUAUUACAACAAAUGAAAAUCCAGCAGACAUCGCUAGUCGUGGUAUCAGAGCAGCUGACUUACCUGAUUACAGAAUUUGGUGGAACGGGCCUGAAUGGCUAAAGUCAAACGACAUAGAAUAUGUUACAAAUACAGUACCUGCUACAGAUUUAGAAGAAAAGAGUUCAUUUUAUACAAGACAAGACAAGACACACGAAGAAGAAAGUCCAAUUUGGGAAAGAUUUUCCAAUAUAACUAGAAUGAAGAGAGUGCUCGCUUUAUGUAAGAGAUUUUCGAAGCCAAAGGGAAAGGAAAACAAAGAUGUUAACAUAACAGCAGAUGAAAUGGAAGAUAUAUUGCAAGCAUGUAUAAGAUAUUAUCAGAAUGAAGUAUAUGGAAAAGACAUAGAAGACCUAAAGAAGAUGGGAAAGGUUAAAAACAAGAGCUCGUUGAUCACACUUUCACCGUUCUUAGAUAAGAAUGGCAUAAUGAAAGUUGGAGGACGUUUACAAAACGCUGAGAUAGCAGAAACGGCUAAACACCCAAUAAUCAUCCCCAAAGGUGUACACAUUACAAAUCUGAUAAUGAGAGAAGCACACAUUAAGACACUCCAUGGUGGCAACCUAUUGAUGAUGACAUACAUCCGCAGUAGAUACUGGAUUAUUGGCUUGAAAGCAGCAGUGAGAAACCACGUACGUAGCUGCAAAACCUGCAUAAUUGACAAGGCUAAAGUAAGAAAACUGCUUAUGGGACAGCUGCCUGCAGUAAGAGUACGCCCCCACAGAGCAUUUUUGAACAGUGGCGUAGAUUAUGCUGGUCCAGUACAUAUAAGAAUGUCAAAGGGUCGUGGUCAGAAAACCAUGAAGGCAUACAUAUGCUUGUUUGUAUGCAUGGCAACACGAGCUAUACAUCUUGAAGCUGUUACGGACUUAACAGCCCAAGGAUUCAUGAGUGCAUACCGCCGUUUCGUGGCGAGGCGAGGACAUUGCGCUCAUCUAUGGAGCGACAACGGGACCAACUUUGUCGGCAGUGCUAAAGAGUUGAAGGUGCUGUUCGAAGAGGGCAAGGCUAACAUGAGUACGCAAGUCGCUGAACUACUGGCUAAUGAUGGCACAACUUGGCAUUUCAUACCACCGAGAAUGCCAAACUACGGAGGACUCUGGGAGGCCGGAGUCCAGUCAGCGAAAAGACAUCUUACCAGAGUGAAUGGUGAUACAAAGUUGACCUAUGAAGAGAUGGUAACUUUACUGGCACAGAUAGAGGCAUGUCUGAAUUCGCGUCCUCUGUGUCAGCUGGACAAUACACUAGAUACCCUGACACCCCUCACACCUGGACAUUUUCUUGUUGGAGAGCCCCUGAUCACUGUCCCAGAUAUGAACUACGAAGACAAGAAUGUCAACCUAUUGACCAGAUGGCAAUUAAUUCAAAGAUUGACUCAAGAUUUCUGGCGUCGAUGGCAAAAUGAAUAUUUAAACACGUUGCAGCAAAGAUACAAAUGGCAAGAGAGAGUACCGGCGCCUAAAAUCGGAGAUAUUGUUGUCAUAAAACAAGAUGAUUUACCACCUACUAAAUGGCUUCUAGGAAUCAUAAAAAAUGUCCACCCCGGAGCAGACAAUCUAGUUCGAGUUGUAACUGUACAAUGCAAGGGACAAACAGAAGUGAAGAGGCCCUUAUCUAAAUUAAUAUUGUUACCUAAUUCAGAAAACUGUUAG